AUGACCGACUACUUUGCCCCGAAUGCACUUUUCACUGACCAUUUUCGCCGACGUAUUCGGAUGCGCGAGACUGUCUUCGAUCGUUUGUACCAUGGUGUUCGGUCCUAUGAUGACUACUUCGUCUUGAAGAAGGACGACGUGGGAACGAUUGGCUUCUCUAGUUACCAAGAGUGCACGGCCGCACUACGAAUGCUUGCAUAUGGCAUUGUUGCUGAUUCAUGGGACAAAUACCUAGGAAUAUCUGAGAGCACAUGCGGUGAUGCCAUGGUCAGAUUUGCAACUGCCAUGGUCGAGUUGUUCGGAGCUCAGUACCUAAAAGAACCAAUUGUGGCAGACACCAAGACUCUUGGCAAUCUCAGAAGCAAGAGGGUGGCCAGGUUUGCUUGGAUUUCUUGA
Aegilops tauschii subsp. strangulata is the source of this 396-nucleotide messenger RNA. RefSeq lists its product as uncharacterized. The record is from RefSeq and is a predicted model, not a curated record. Lineage: Eukaryota; Viridiplantae; Streptophyta; Magnoliopsida; Poales; Poaceae.